UUCCCUGAUAACUCCAAGAUUGAGACAUUCUCACAAACGCAACGGCAAAUCAUCGUCAACCAGAAUCCCAACCCCCUAUCAGCCAACCAUAUUGUGGGAACUACAGGCCAGCCUUUUGUUCAGUUGUCACCAAAUUCCAUGACCAUCCAGACCAACAGGGCAACGGAUCUCGUAGGCGCUCAGAUCGAGAUGCCCAUUGACCCCAACGUCCUGGCCCAGAAUGGUGUUACUGCAGACAACACGUUCGUGGCCAUGCUCUCUGACGAUAGGCAAGCCUGGAUAGUCUUGGAUGAAAUGAAAAGUGUCAACACGACGGAUUCCACUGUCCGCAUGAUCAAAUUGAACAAUAUUGACGGCGAGUUUAUGGCCGUGGGCCGACAGACGGUCGAAACAGGCAAUGUUCUUGCCCCUUUCGGCCAGGGACAGACGGUCGCUAUUUCUGGGUCAGGCAUCCAGGAGAUCGAGUACACGGAUGGUUUCCGCAUGUCAAUCCGAGCAAGCCAGCCAAUGAGCGUCGCCACCGAUGUGGUAAAUGGUGUCAGUACGUCAAUGCUCAUGAAUGGCGUUCAACCCAUCAACAAUUACCGAUACCUCGUGACUACCAGUCUCGCAGGUGUCGUGUCGGAUCUUAACUCAAUGGUUGCCGUUGUCCAGGUCCCAUUGAACGCACAGCGUAUUAUGGACAUGGCUGUCCGCAUGGGAGUUCAGCCAAAUGGCGCCAUCACGCUUGGCGUGGCCCAACGAGGCGUCAUCUCCAACCCUGGCGGUGCUACGGCGCUCUCACCACCUCAGAAGAGAGCGUCAAUGUCAUCUGACCCUAAUAACCCUCCGGCCGCAGACCCGAAUAACCCUCCGGCCGCAGACCAGAAUAAUCCUCCGGCUGCAGACCCGAAUAAUCCUCCGGCCGUAGCUCCAAAUAAUCCUCCGGCCGCAACCCCAGCAAGUCCCCAAGCCGCAUCACCAGUAGCCACGCAACUCCUCUUGGCCCCAACCUUUACUCCUUUGGUAAGCAGGCCCCUUCUGGACACCCAAAACAACCGCAUCGUCGUACCCGUCUCCCAGAUCGAC
Messenger RNA from Pseudomassariella vexata, 1068 nucleotides. RefSeq lists its product as uncharacterized. NCBI's taxonomy places the organism in Eukaryota, Fungi, Ascomycota, Sordariomycetes, Amphisphaeriales, Pseudomassariaceae. The record is from RefSeq and is a predicted model, not a curated record. The transcript has 5 exons. The annotation marks the transcript as partial.